AUGUAUGAUGUGAGGGUACAAAACAAGCGGAGAGUUGUUCGGGCAGUCGGUAACACAAACCUCACUGCGGAACGCAACAUCGGUGCAACGAGUGAUUUUCUUAUUACGAAAGUCAUCAGAGCAAAGAAUGAUGGUGGUGCAAGAAAUGAUGAAAAGGCGAAGGAAAGUUCUGGCACCAGAAUGAGCGCUGAGCAGAGAAAUGAGGGUGAUAUGACCAGUAACACAACAUAGAUCACAAGGAAAGAUGUUGCCGCCCACAGUAACAGUAACACCACACAUGUUGACAUAAGGAAUGGCGACGUGCAAAAUUCUGAUGCAAGAAAGAGUCAGGAAGGUGGUGGAAAAACCUUGACGGACACAUCAAGGAACAAUGAUGGCUCGAACGAGGCAAUUCGUAAGAUUUUGGAAGGAAAACCAUUCAUUUUCCCCGUGUGUGAUAAAGGACACUCUAGUAGAAAUGGUUUAAAACAUCAUUAUAAGAAACAUCAGAAUGGCAGUGAGAACAAAACGUAUUACUGCCAUGAAUGUAAGAAACGUUUUAAGACGAAGAGAAGUUCUGGUUGCAUGAUGUGAAAGUUCAUGGACUCAUUGAAACGUCGUUGGAAGAAAGUGAUUCAGAAAUGGUUGCAGGGCAUGAAGAGAGAGUUGGAAGCACGUGGAUAAAUAUGACAGACACAAGAACUGAUGUAAGGAGUGGUGGAGAUAUAAGAGGUGAUAGGAUGGACUGGAGACUUGGUAGGGUCUCACAAUUCAAGCCAGGAAACGAUAGAAAG
Messenger RNA from Paramuricea clavata, 773 nucleotides. Lineage: Eukaryota; Metazoa; Cnidaria; Anthozoa; Malacalcyonacea; Plexauridae. The record is from the annotation of a GenBank genome assembly.